AUAAAUAUUUUAAGGAAUUAAUUCUCUCUCUCUCUCUCUCAAAAGAAAAAGGAAGAAAAGGCCCUUCUCUUUUUUCUUCCCUAUAUUAUUGCAUAGCAAUCCCACUAAGCUCACAAGCAAGAAAUUUCUCCAAUAUAUAGGUUUCUUUCAUGGCGCCUUUUCCACACCUUCAAAACCAUUUUUCUUCCAUAAUCUCCUAAUUUCUUGAGCAGAAAAAAUAUAUAUAUAUAUAUAUAUAUUUUCUUUUUUCUCCUCACGUGAGUUUAGUAUAGUUUGUUCUUUUUUAGUUGCUAUGGAUUACAUGGAAGAGAAGAACAUCAUAGUUUCUGAUGAGACUCCUAUAGUUACAACAAAGGAUCAUGCCCCGCCAGGGAGCCAGGUGGCAACAGGUGGCAGUGAUCCUACCCUAGAGCCAAACAACCCAGGUGGUGGUGUAGUGGGCGGCUCCGGAGGGUCAGGCUCAGAAGGUGUUGUUGAAAGCACCGUGAAAAGAAAGAGAGGAAGGCCUAGGAAGUAUGAUGUGGAUGCAAACCUAGUAUCAUCACCGCCUCCGCCACAGGGCCUCUCUUCUUCUCUCUCGAGUUACGAGAAGCGGGGUAGAGGGAGGCCCCGUGGUUCUGGUAAACUGCAACUCUUGGCUUCCCUUGGUGGUUUUGCAGCAGAAACAGCAGGGGGGAGCUUCACCCCUCAUGUAGUGCCCGUGUAUACUGGAGAGGAUAUUGUUAGUAAGAUAAUAGAAUUAUCUCAAAAGGGUGCUCGAGCAGUUUGCAUUCUUUCUGCUACUGGUGUUGUCUCAAGUGUUAUUAUGCGUCAGCCUGGUCCUUCUGGUGGAAUUUUGAGAUAUGAUGGCCGCUUUGAAAUUCUAUCUUUAUCUGGAUCAUUCACUUUCGGCGAAACAGGAGGUUCAAAUCGCAAAAAUGGCAUGCUAAGUGUUUCACUGGCUAAACCUGAUGGGAGAGUUUUUGGUGGUGGUGUUGCAGGCUCUUUAAUAGCAGCUGGCCCUAUUCAACUUGUUAUUGCCAGUUUCAAGCAGAAUAUCGGCAAGGGGAUUAAAAGGAGGCAAUCUGCUGACCCUCCUGCUGCUCCCAGUCUGCCUGCCAAUUCUGAUGUAGUAAGGGUUCCUGUAAAAAUCGCUGGAACCACAGACGGGGAAGAUAAUUGCACUACACCAACAUCUGCACUUUCAGAACCAAGAAAUGAAGAAGCAGGUAACACAGUCAUUUCAAACCAACAAGCAAAUACUGAUUCCCAAAACAGUAGUGGUCAAAAUGUCCUGCAGUCCCAAAAGCAAAUACUGUUGGUGUCCCCCGGUUAUGAAAAUCUCUAGAUUUGCAUCCGUGACAGCAUUUCUUCAUAAAUAACAUUAAAACGUGGUGUUAGUAUGAUAUUUCUUCCUUUAUUCUGUUAGCUCAAAGGCGUCAAAAUCUUGUACCUUUUUAUAUCAGCUUAAGACAGAAACUACUCUUGCUGUCAA
This is a messenger RNA of Populus trichocarpa (black cottonwood), 1474 nucleotides long. RefSeq names its product AT-hook motif nuclear-localized protein 1. The record is from RefSeq and is a predicted model, not a curated record. The coding region runs from base 293 to 1327 and encodes 344 amino acids. Lineage: Eukaryota; Viridiplantae; Streptophyta; Magnoliopsida; Malpighiales; Salicaceae. The transcript is spliced from 5 exons. Gene Ontology annotation, molecular function: minor groove of adenine-thymine-rich DNA binding.